Molecule: messenger RNA, 2316 nt
Organism: Bipolaris zeicola 26-R-13
Lineage: Eukaryota; Fungi; Ascomycota; Dothideomycetes; Pleosporales; Pleosporaceae
Exons: 5
Coding region: 1-2316 (771 amino acids)
Biological process (GO): nucleosome assembly; DNA replication-dependent chromatin assembly
Cellular component (GO): CAF-1 complex; nucleus
Molecular function (GO): protein binding
Source: RefSeq, a predicted model, not a curated record
AUGAAGGCUGCUCCUCUCCUCGUCUCCUGGCACAAUGAAAAUGCCCCGAUCUACUCUGCCCAUUUCGAGCCACAUGGAAAGGGCCGCCUAGCAACUGCUGGCGGAGACAACAAUGUUCGCCUCUGGAGCGUCGAGACGCAUGGCGAAGAGCGCAAGGUCACGUAUCUGUCAACGCUCGUCAAGCACACACAAGCCGUCAACGUAGUACGAUGGUGCCCCCGCGGCGAAAUGCUGGCCAGCGCCGGUGACGACGGCAAUGUCCUGCUCUGGGUCCCUGCCGAGAACCAGACAACCCACACAAACUUCGAGGAAGGCCUCGAGGACAAGGAGACAUGGCGAGUCAAGGCCAUGUGUAGAUCCAUAGGCUCCGAAAUCUACGACCUUGCUUGGUCGCCAGACGGCGUCUUCUUCAUCACGGGCAGUAUGGACAACAUUGCCCGCAUCUACAACGCUCAGACUGGAACCAUUGUGCGACAGAUUGCUGAGCACAACCACUAUGUCCAAGGUGUGGCCUGGGAUCCAAUGAACGAAUACAUUGCGACGCAAUCGUCGGACCGAUCUGUACACAUUUACACACUGAAGAACAAGGAUGGCCAGUUUUCCCUGGCCCAGCACAGCAAGGUCACCAAGAUGGAUUUGCCUGCGCGACGAGUAUCUUCAAAUAGCCCUGCACCACCCGACUUUGGCGGCCGCGCCUCUUUCGUAGGGGAUUCACUGGCAAUCGGCUCGCCUGUACCCUCAAUGCCUGGCACACCGCAAUCGCUCGCCCUGCCAACUAUGCACCCACCGCCGACCUCGCACAGCCGUCGCUCGUCGUUUGGCUCCUCGCCCUCGAUGCGCCGCUCUGCUUCGCCAGCUCCAUCCAUGCCCCUGCCCGCGGUCAUGCCCAAUUCUCCCAGCAUUGGCAGUAUCGGUACUGGAAUCCGAAACGCACCCAUCUACUUCAACGAGACACUCACAUCCUUCUUUCGACGUCUGACGUUUGCCCCAGAUGGAAGCUUGCUCUUCACUCCAGCAGGCCAAUAUAAGGCACUGCACCCGUCUGUAGGCGAGGCGAAGCCGGCGGAGGACAUUACCAACACCGUCUACAUUUACACUAGGGCCGGUUUGAACAAACCUCCAGUGGCGUAUUUGCCAGGUCACAAGAAGCCCUCGGUUGCUGUGCGUUGUUCACCCGUGUACUACACCCUACGCCAAACAGCUCCUCCGACAAGGCAAAUCACCAUUGACACCUCCAACAUGGACGAUGAGAUCCCCUCUCUGCCUGAGCCGGUUAUGCCCUCAAAGCCCCCGACAUCACAUUCAUCAAUGGACCCACCACCCAUUACAAGUGCCCCGUCACCCUCACCAAGCGUUUCAGCACCUUCACCCAAGCCUAAUGAGAACGACGCAUCUGCACCAACCGCGCCGCCCGCUGGGCCUGUGUCUGCAUUUACGUUGCCUUACCGCAUGAUUUAUGCUGUUGCAACACAAGAUGCUAUCCACAUUUACGAUACGCAGCAGCAAAAGCCGCUGUGCAUAGUUAGCAACUUGCACUUUGCCACUUUCACAGACAUCACCUGGUCUAACGAUGGAUCCAUGCUGCUAAUGACAUCCUCGGAUGGUUUCUGCUCUUCGAUAACAUUCGCUCCUGGAGAACUGGGCGACAAGUACACAGGGCCAUUGGCUGUCCAUAAUAGACAGCAAAAUGUACCUGCCGCCAUUAACACAGCGGCCAGCCAGGCAUCCAAUCAUUCUACCCCAACACCCACGCCGACAACUGGAAGCAUGUCAGCAACAGCAACAGCAACAGCACCUCCAAUGCAAAGACAACCAUCUGCAGGCUUCCCAGCAUCUCCAAGCUCCUUUGUUCCCGCAAGACCAGGCAGUCCAACAAGAAGCAACUCGGUGUCUAGUAUUGCUACAGCCUCAUCAUUUGCUCCUGGAGCGGGAGAUCAAAGCAACAUGAAUGCACCAACACCAGUCAUGUCGUCAGUACCGAGCAUUGCAGCAGCCAACUCUGGGCCGGUUCCUAUGUGGACACCGCCUCUUACCCCUGCUCAUGGUCAGGGUGGGUCGCAUAGUGCCAGUAGCUCAGUCAGUGGGGUUCCACACAUUGGUCAGGUCGGACGUAGAGAGAGCGAAAGGAGCGAAUGCGAUCGUGACGAUGGAGCAGCGCUGUCUAAGAAACGAGAUCUUAACCCUGUCGCAGAGGCGGAGACGGAGGACGUGCGAGAGAACAAGAGGCGGAGAAUUGCACCAACGCCUGUUGAGUUGACAAUGGAGGGGGAAGAGGCGAUUGCGAGCACCGAGGAGGAGCAAACGCCUGGUCAAUAG